Messenger RNA from Ceratotherium simum simum (southern white rhinoceros), 6592 nucleotides. The record is from RefSeq and is a predicted model, not a curated record. NCBI's taxonomy places the organism in Eukaryota, Metazoa, Chordata, Mammalia, Perissodactyla, Rhinocerotidae.
GCUCCCGCCGCCUCCCGGGAGCUGCGUCCCGUCCUGUCCAGUCCCGUCCCCGGCGCGGCCCGGCCCACGCGCUUGCUCUGGCCACCUCCAGCGUCCUCGGCCCGCGCCAUGGCCAGUCUGCGGCCGUCCGGCCCGGCCCAGCUGCAGCCGCUGCUGCUGCUCCUAGUGGUGGCCGCGCGCGCCCUGCCCGGCGCCGACGGGACGUGCCCGGAGCGCGCGCUGGAGCGGCGGGAGGAGGAAGCGAACGUGGUGCUCACGGGCACCGUGGAGGAGAUCCUCAACGUGGACCCGGUGCAGCACACGUACUCGUGCAAGGUUCGGGUCUGGCGGUACUUGAAGGGCAGAGAUGUGGUGACCCAGGAGAGCCUGCUGGACGGCGGCAACAAGGUGGUGAUUGGCGGCUUCGGAGACCCCCUCAUCUGUGACAACCAGGUGUCCACUGGGGACACCAGGAUCUUCUUUGUGAACCCUGCACCCCCGUACCUGUGGCCAGCCCACAAGAAUGAGCUGAUGCUCAACUCCAGCCUCAUGCGCAUCACACUGCGGAACCUGGAGGAGGUGGAGCACUGCGUGGAAGACAAACCUGGGACACACUUUACGCCAGUGCCCCCGACGCCUCCGGACGCCUGCCGAGGAAUGCUGUGUGGCUUUGGCGCAGUGUGCGAGCCCAGUGCGGAGGGUCCGGGCCGAGCCUCCUGCGUGUGCAAGAAGAGCGCCUGCCCCCCGGUGGUGGCGCCCGUGUGCGGCUCGGACGCCUCCACCUACAGCAACGAGUGUGAGCUGCAGCGGGCGCAGUGCAGCCAGCAGCGCCGCAUCCGCCUACUCAGCCGCGGGCCAUGCGGGUCCCAGGACCCCUGCUCCAACGUGACCUGCAGCUUCGGAAGCACCUGUGCCCGCUUGCCCGACGGACAGACGGCCACGUGCCUGUGCCCCACCACCUGCCGGGAGGCUCCCGAGGGCCCCGUGUGCGGCAGCGAUGGCGUGGACUACCCCAGCGAGUGCCAGCUUUUGCGCCGCGCCUGCGCCCGCCAGGAGAACGUCUUCAAGAAGUUCGACGGCCCGUGUGAUCCCUGCCAGGGCGCCCUCGACGACCUGAGCCGCGUUUGCCGCGUGAACCCACGCACGCGGCGCCCUGAGAUGCUCCUGCGUCCCGAGAGCUGCCCUCCCCGGCGGGCGCCCGUGUGCGGGGACGAUGGAGUCACCUACGAUAGUGACUGUGUCAUGGGCCGUACCGGGGCUGCCCGCGGCCUCCUCCUCCAGAAAGUGCGCUGGGGCCAGUGCCAGCCGCGAGACCAGUGCCCAGAGGCCUGCAGGUUCAACUCCGUGUGCCUGUCCCGCCGAGGCCGCCCCCGCUGCUCCUGCGACCGUGUCAUCUGUGACGGGGCCUACAGACCCGUGUGCGCCCACAAUGGGCGCACGUAUGACAACGACUGCUGGCGCCAGCAGGCCGAGUGUCGGCAGCAGCGCUCCAUCCUCGUCAAGCACCCGGGCCCGUGUGACCAGCGUCCGUCCCCAUGCCUUGGGGUGCAGUGCUCAUUUGGGGCGACGUGUGCUGUGAAGAACGGGGAAGCCGAGUGCGUGUGCCAGCAGGCAUGUCCAGGCAUCUAUGAUCCCGUGUGUGGCAGUGAUGGCAUCACCUAUGGCAGCACGUGCGAGCUGGAGGCCACGGCCUGCGCCCUCGGGCAGGAGAUCCGAGUGGCUCGCAGAGGACCCUGUGACCGCUGUGGGCAGUGCCGCUUUGGAGCUUUGUGCGAGGCCAAGACUGGGCGCUGUGUGUGCCCCUCCGAGUGUGUGGCCUCGGCCCAGCCCGUGUGCGGCUCUGAUGGGCGCACGUAUGCCAGUGAGUGUGAACUACACGUCCACGCCUGCACACGCCAGAUCAGCUUGCACGUGGCCUCGGCCGGACACUGCCAGACCUGUGGAGACAUGGUGUGUGCCUUCGGGGCAGUGUGCUUGGCCGGACAGUGUGUGUGUCCCCGGUGUGAGCGUCCCCCGCCGGGCCCCGUGUGCGGCAGCGACGGCGUCACCUAUCGCAGUGCCUGUGAGCUCCACGAGGCUGCCUGCCAGCAGCAGAAGCGGAUCGAGGAGGCCCGGGCGGGGCCCUGUGAGCAGGCUGAGUGCGGCUCAGGAGGCUCUGGCUCCGGAGACGACGUCGAGUGUGAGCAGGAACUGUGCCGGCAGCGCGGCGGCGUCUGGGACGAGGACUGGGAGGACGGGCCGUGUGUCUGCGACUUCAGCUGCCAGACCGUUCUGAGGAGCCCGGUCUGCGGCUCGGACGGGGUCACCUAUAGCACCGAGUGUGAGCUGAAGAAGGCCAGGUGUGAGUCAGGGCGAGAACUGUACGUCACAGCUCAGGGAGCCUGCCGAGGCCCCACCUUGGCACCGCUGCCACCUGCAGUUCCCCCACACUGCACCCAGACCCCCUACGGCUGCUGCCUGGACAACGUCACUGCCGCCCGAGGCGUGGGCCUGGCUGGCUGCCCCAGCUCGUGCCAGUGCAACCCCCACGGCGCCUAUGGCAGCACCUGUGACCCCGCCCUAGGCCAGUGCUCCUGCCGCCCGGGUGUAGGGGGCCUCCGGUGUGACCGCUGUGAGCCCGGCUUCUGGAACUUCCGUGGCAUCGUCACUGAUGGCCGGAGCGGCUGUACCCCCUGCAGCUGUGACCCCCUGGGGGCCGUGCGAGACGACUGUGAGCAGAUGACCGGGCUGUGCUCCUGUAAGCCUGGGGUGGCCGGUCCCAAGUGCGGGCAGUGUCCAGACGGCCGUGCCCUGGGCCCUGCUGGCUGUGAAACAGUCUCCCCUGCACCCAAGACCUGUGCUGGGAUGCACUGUGAGUUUGGGGCGUCCUGUGUGGAGGAGGCUGGCUCCGCCCACUGCGUGUGCCCAACACCCACCUGUCCGGGGGCCAACGAGACCAAGGUUUGUGGGUCAGAUGGAGUCACCUAUGGCAACGAGUGCCAGCUGAGGACCAUCGCCUGCCGCCAGGGCCUGGACAUCUCUAUCCAGAGCCUCGGCUCUUGCCAGGAGGCCAUUGCACCCGGUGCGCACCCCACAUCCGUGUCUGUGGCCAUUGCGGGGCUUGACCCGAGCAGGGCACUGCCACGCCCCCCCAGCGCCCUCCCCCUGGCUCCCAGCAGCACCCCCCACAGCCGGCCCACCCCUCGACCUUCAUCACGAUCCUGGACCACUGCCAGCAUCCCCAGGACCACCGAGAGGCCUUUGCUGACCAUGCCUCCCACGGCUUCCCCUGCGACAGCCAGCCUCACCUCGUCUGCCUUUGGUGAAUCUGGCAGCGCUGAUGGGAGCGGCGAUGAGGAGCUGAGUGGGGACCUGGAGGCCAGCGGGGCCAGCUCGGGGGGACUUGAGCCCCCUGAGGGUGGCAGUGCUGUGAGCCCCGGGCCGCCCAUCGAGAGGGCUUCCUGCUACAACUCGCCUUUGGGCUGCUGCUCUGAUGGCAAGACACCCUCGCUGGAUGCAGAGGGCUCCAGCUGUCCCGCCACCAAGGUGUUCCAGGGUGUGCUAGAGCUCGAGUCCGUUGAGGGGCAGGAGCUGUUCUACACGCCGGAGAUGGCCGACCCCAAGUCAGAGCUGUUUGGGGAGACGGCGAGGAGCAUCGAGAGUGUGCUGGAUGACCUCUUCCGAAACUCGGAAGUUAAGAAGGACUUCUGGAGCGUCCGUCUGCGGGACUUGGGGCCCGGCAACUCGGUCCGAGCCAUUGUGGACGUGCACUUUGACCCCACCACAGCCUUCAAGGCAUUGGACGUGGGCCGGGCCCUGCUGCGGCAGAUCCAGGUGUCCAGACGCCGGUCCCUGGGGGUGAGGCGGCCGCUGCAGGAGCACGUGCGCUUCAUGGACUUUGACUGGUUUCCCGCAUUCUUCACCGGAGCCACCACGGGAGCCACCCCUGCCGUGGCCACAGCCAGAGCCACCACUGUGGCCCGCCUGCCUUCUGCUGCUGUGACCCUUCGGGCCCUCUACCCCAGUCCCACUAGCCGGCCCGUUGGCAAGACCACAGCGCCCCCCACCACACGCCGGCCCCCCACCACUGCCCCCAGUCGUGUGCCUGGACGCCUGCCCCUGCCCCCAGGCUCCCAGCAGCCCCCAAGACCCUGUGACUCCCACCCCUGCCUCCACGGGGGGACCUGCCAGGACCAGGGCUCAGGUGGAGGCUUCACCUGCAGCUGCCCAGCGGGCAGGGUGGGCACUGUCUGCGAAAAAGCGCUGGGCCCCUCCCGCUCUGCGCUGGCCUUCGGGGGCCACUCCUUCCUGGCCUUGCCCACCCUGCGUGCCUACCACACGCUGCGCCUGGCGCUGGAGUUCCGGGCACUGGAGCCCCAGGGGCUGCUGCUCUACAACGGCAAUGCCCAGGGCAAGGAUUUCCUGGCGCUGGCGCUCCUGGGGGGCCGCGUGCAGCUCAGGUUCGACACAGGUUCGGGGCCCGCGGUGCUGACUAGCUCGGUGCCCGUGGAGCCAGGCCGGUGGCACCGCCUGGAGCUGUCCCGGCACUGGCGCCAGGGAGCACUCUCAGUGGACGGUGAGACCCCCAUCUUGGGCCAGAGCCCCAGUGGUACCGAUGGCCUCAACCUGGACACGGACCUCUUUGUGGGUGGUGUCCCAGAGGACCAGGCUUCCGUGGUGCUCGAGCGGACCUCUGUCGGAGUUGGCCUCCGGGGCUGCAUUCGCCUGCUGGACAUCAACAACCACCGGCUGGAGCUCAACGACUGGGAGGGGGCUGUGACUCGAAGCUCCGGCCUGGGCGAGUGCGGGGACCACCCCUGCCUGCCCAGCCCCUGCCUUGGCGGGGCCCCAUGCCAGGCCCUGGAGGCCGGCAUGUUCCACUGUCAGUGCCCACCCGGCCGCUUCGGCCCCACCUGUGCCGACAAGAAGAGCCCUUGUCAGCCGAAUCCCUGCCAUGGGGCAGCCCCCUGCCGUGUGCUGCCCGAGGGCAAGGCCAAGUGCGAGUGCCCCCUGGGACGAGGGGGCACCCUCUGCCAGACAGUCUCAGAGCGGGACGAUCCCCGGCCCUUCCUGGCCGACUUUCACGGCUUCUCCUACUUGGAGCUGAAAGGCCUUCACACUUUCGAUCGGGACCUGGGGGAGAAGAUGGCGCUGGAGGUGGUGUUCCUGGCCCGCGGACCCAGCGGCUUGCUCCUGUACAAUGGGCAGAAGACGGACGGCAAGGGGGACUUCGUGUCACUGGCGCUGCAUGACCACCGUCUGGAGUUCCGCUAUGACCUGGGCAAAGGGGCAGCGGUCAUCAGGAGCAAGGAGCCCGUGGCCCUGGGCACCUGGACCAGGGUCUCACUAGAGCGAAGCGGCCGCAAGGGCGCCAUGCGAGUCGGCGACGGGCCCCGUGUGCUGGGGGAGUCCCCGAAAUCCCGCAAGGUGCCACACACCGUCCUCAACCUGAAGGAGCCGCUCUACGUCGGGGGGGCCCCUGACUUCAGCAAGCUGGCCCGGGCAGCCGCGGUGUCCUCCGGCUUUGAUGGCGCCAUCCAGCUGGUCUCCUUGAAAGGCCACCAGCUGCUGAGCCAGGAGCAUGUGGUGCGGGCGGUGGACGUCUCCUCUUUUGCAGACCACCCUUGUACGCAGGCCUCAGGCCACCCCUGCCUCAACGGGGCCUCCUGUCUCCCCCGGGAGGCCUCCUACGUGUGCCUGUGUCCUGGGGGCUUCUCGGGGCUGCACUGCGAGAAGGGGCUGAUUGAGAAGUCGGCAGGGGACCUGGACGCACUGGCCUUUGAUGGACGGACCUAUAUCGAGUACCUCAAUGCCGUGACUGAGAGCAAACUGACCAAUGAGAUCCCAGCCCCCGAAGCUCCGGAUUCUGGGGCCCUUCACAGCGAGAAGGCGCUGCAGAGCAACCACUUUGAGCUGAGUCUGCGCACCGAGGCCACGCAGGGGCUGGUGCUGUGGAGCGGCAAGGCCACAGAACGGGCCGACUAUGUCGCCCUGGCCAUUGUGGAUGGGCGCCUGCAGCUGGCCUACGACCUGGGCUCCCAGCCCGUAGUGCUGCGCUCCACCGUGCCAGUCAACACCAACCGCUGGUUGAGGGUCAGGGCGCACAGGGAACAGAGAGAAGGUUCCCUUCAGGUGGGCAAUGAGGCCCCCGUGACUGGCUCCUCCCCGCUGGGCGCCACACAGCUGGACACAGACGGAGCCCUGUGGCUGGGUGGCCUGGAGAAGCUGCCCGUGGGCCAGGCCCUGCCCAAGGCCUACGGCACAGGCUUCGUGGGCUGCCUGCGGGACGUGGUGGUGGGUCGGCGCCCGCUGCACCUGGUGGAAGACGCUGUCUCCAAGCCAGAGCUCCGGCCCUGUCCCGCCCUGUGAACCACGCCGCAGCUCCCCACCCACCCCCCAGCUCUAAUUAUUUUUUAUUUUUGUAAACUCAUUGCUUUUUUGAUAUGAUUUUCUUGCCUGUGUGUUGGCCAGAGGGACUGCUGGCCUGGCGUCUGUCCUGUCCAAGCAGGGGAGCUGCAGAGACAGACUCUGUGCUGAGGGAUUCAAGGGGAAAGCAGCAGCGUGUAGGGCUUUGCUGGGAUGGCAGCCCCAGGACCCGCCCCUCGGCCUCAUGCCGCCAUGGCCCGGCCCCUCG